Molecule: messenger RNA, 2607 nt
Organism: Cyprinus carpio (common carp)
Lineage: Eukaryota; Metazoa; Chordata; Actinopteri; Cypriniformes; Cyprinidae
Gene: armh1
Product: armadillo like helical domain containing 1
Source: RefSeq, a predicted model, not a curated record
ACGUUAGCUGAUAUUGUUCAUUGUCUCCAACAGUCUGUGAGAUGCUUGAGUCAUGUCUAGCAGUAAGGAGCAGGCCUCCAUCAGUCAGGUGAUGUGUUUCCUCCACGAGUGGGAUCAGGGCAGUAAGACGGUGCGCAGUCGAAUGCUAAAUGACUUUCUGGCCAAGAACACUGGAAAGACGUGUCCUGAACUGGAGCUUGAGUUCGCACAAGUUGCCAGCCUGUUCCUUGCUCGGCUCACUGCCUGGAUAAGACUAACCUAUAUGUUUGGAACGUGUCUAGACAUUCAGCUGAGAGCAGUGGGGGUUUUCCUGUCUGCUAACAGCAGUCAUCAGUAUAUGAUUGAGUUUCUGGAGGUGGGUGGAGUGCUUACCCUGCUUGAGAUUCUAGGACAAGACAAACUCAAGGAAGGGGAUAAAACCGAGGCUCUUCGCCUGCUCCAGAUCAUCGCCAACGCAGGCCAAAAAUAUAAAGAGCUAAUCUGUGAAAGCUACGGUGUGAAGGCCGUAGCUGAAUGUUUGGCCAAAUCUGAGACAGAGGGGACUCAGGAGUCCGCCGCCGUCCUGCUAGAAUCUUUGGCUUAUGGAAACCCCAAAUACCAGAAUCAGGUGUACAAGGGCCUGAUCGCCCUGCUGACCUGCACCUCACCAAGAGCACAGCAGCUUGUUUUACAGAUCCUCCGUAUAGUUCAGCCCAUUGUAAAAACAGCCCAUCACAGCAUAGUGGAACCCUUAUUAAAUCUGCUGAGGUCCCUACAUUUAGAAGUGCAAUAUGAAGCAAUAGAACUGAUAACAGAGCUCAUGCAAUCAGAGGUUAGACUGGCUCUGCUCAGGGGUCUGGUGGCUUUUCUCAAACCAACUAAAGAGAGAAAUCCCAAACACAAGAUCCUGGAGGAUCCAGAGGUGGCCAAAAUGACGGAUUCACUCCCUGUGCUUCUCCAGCAAGCAGCUUCUGCAAAAACCAUCAGGAUUCUGGCACAGACAAGUGAAGAGAUGUCCAAAGAGCUGCUCUCUCUCAGAGUUAUCCAUCACUUACUGUACGCAAUGGGGAACCAGGAACAUGCAGAUUCCCAGAGACAAGCCAGCCUGGCUUUGGAGCAUUUUGUGCGCAUGUAUCCAGUGGUGGAAGAGCAUGUAUGCAGAGCAAUGGGCACCAGACUGUUUCAGUCUUUUAUGCACAAUGCUGAUGUCCUACAUUUGAACAUGGAUGACAUUCAAGCUGACAUUUUACGCUCAAAUAAAGUGAACAUUUCAUGUGUGCUUGAGGAACAGAAUUCAGAUUCUUGAACACUGCGUAAAACAACCUUUUUUUCCUUGUUGUUGAUGGUGUUUUUAUACAUAAAAUAAUAAGGGAUUACAAAUAACAGUCUUCUAUAGCAUAUUACUUUGGUUCAAUUUAAUAUGUGUGCACUAGAAAACUCAAGAAUUACAUUAUAAAAUAGAUGGUAAUGUCUAUGACAUGUAAGAAUUAUAACAAAGUAUGCUAACUUUAGCUAAUAGCUAAAUUUAGCUAUAACUCGAACGGAAUGAGACAUUUUUGCCAAACUUGGUACACAUCUGUUUGAGUUCAUUAAUAUGAAAAAACUAAAAAUGGCUAUAACUACACUACCGUUAUUCUGACUAACUUGAAAAGUGGUAUGCAGUGUCUUUGUCAAAGGUGCCACGAAAGUCUAUGAGGACAUUUGUGUAUCUUAAAAUUGAUUGGCCAUUGGGAUCCAUGUUUUUUUAAGCACCUAUUAGACAAGGUUAUCGGAGGCCAAUCGGAAUUAAACUUGGCAGGCCUAUUUGUCUUAUGGCCAUAGAGGUCUGUGGGAAAUUUGAAAGUAAUCGGUCAGCAGGUGUUAUUAACGAGAUUUGCGCCUAUUACAAUCACGUGGCAUUUCACAUAUAUGCACAAUGUUAGUGUCAUAUAAUGAAUCUCCUUAUUCUGAACAACUUUGCCUCAAGAACCACUGCUGUCAAUCAAAUCGUUAGUUAAUUAUUCAAGAUUAAAAAAAUAAACUUGUGAACUAGUCCUAAGUUUUUCGCUCAACCUCAACAAAACCACUGCAGUACAUUUCUUUGGGCUCUCUAGGUCAAUAAUUAUCCAAAAAAAAAAAAGUUGAACUUUUGAAUUUGGACAGCUAUAACAGGGUUAUUUAAAAUUUUGUUGUUUAACUAGUGUACCCAAAAGCCUGUAAAGCCUAAAUGAAAACUCUAAACUUCAGGAAAUUACUUUACCUAACUUUAUUGUCCUUAAAAGGCAAUUUUUAAUGUAGACAACAGUAUACAUGCACAUACAGCAGCAACACUACACAAAAAACACAUUUAUAAUAAGUCAUUUAAAAACAUGAUUGCAGUAGGUACAAGGAAUUAUUGUAUCUAUUUGCACAAAGGGAGUUAAGACCAGAAGGAAGCAGUUGAAAUUCAUUACACAAUGGAUGGGUGACAUCAGAAAGGACUAACUGGCCCUUCUUAGUCACCUUAUAUUCAUAAAUUUGUGUGAUAGUCCUUUAAUCAGUCCCCAUCUUACUGCACAUUUUAACUAUGCUGUUCAACUUACCCCUGUUCUUUACAUUCAGAUUGCCAUACCAACAAAUAAUAGAAAAACCUAAAAUAGAUUCAAUAAC